GGGAGGCAAACACAGAAGCCUCCUCCCGCAAAGGGCGAAGAUGGGUAACCCAGAUUUGGUUAAUGCUACUAUCCUUUUACCCUGAAUACCAUGAUUGGUCCAGGGGUGAGCACCAGACCUAAACAAGGCCAAUCGCAGGCCUUCCCUGAUAUUUGGGGUGGGCGGCCGAAUUUGCGGCGGCAUUAGAUAGGAUGGAAUGCCUCUUCCACGUAGUCACCUUUGAACCGAGACCUGAAUAACAAAGUUUGCGGCGCACAGGAGUGGCAGACGAAGUAACAAGUACGAAGGUUCAAAAUUCAAGAAAUACGGAGACUAGAAUGGAAGGCCGUUCCCAGUGCCUAAACUCUUAACCAGGGUAAUUUCUGCUCAACCUUCAGAUAUCAGCCCAAACUUCACUCCCUCCAGAAAGUCCUGCCCGACCUCAAGAGCAGGUCUCCCUUCGCCCCCAGUAGAUGACGGGCCUGUCCUAGGACGUAGGGAUCUGUUUAUCAGGCUCUUGGUGCGCAGGGAAGGGAGUGACGAAAUAAGGGCUACAGGUGGUGGUUUAGGGGGUGUCGCGCGAUCUCUGCCCGGCGGGCGAGAAAAUGAAGCCCACCUCCAGUUUCUCAAGCUCAGAUCAAUGCUUCGGGGAGAGAUAACAGCGCGCAGAGGGGCCAGUCCUAGGACGGAAGUGCAUCCCUGGAGCCGUUCUAGGAAACUCGGAGGACCUAGCUCGUCAGUGAUCCUGGGGCUAACUGGUCAUCGCCCAGCACACACGGCCACUCCAGGGAGCUGGUGUGGCAGGCAGCGGCGAAACGGGGCUUGAGUGAGGGCGAGAACCGGCGCAAAGCAAGGCUGGAAAAAGGCGAGGAGGAGCGGGCGUGCCGACCACCUGUUCCUCCCUGGAGUGCGGCGCGCGCUGAUUGGCUGGAAUGUCGCCCGGGGACCGGAAGUGGCCGAUGCCCGUCGCCCGUGAAACCAAGACAACAGCUGUGGUUCUGCGCCGGCGGGCAGAGCGGCGCGGGGAGCCCGAGCGGAGCGAGCGUGGGGCCGUAGCUGUCUGCGAUUGUCAGAUGGGGACUGAGACCAAGGAGGUAAUUCCCAAGGAAGAAAUUUCUGAAGAAUCUGAGCCACGUGGGGCAAUUUUAGACACAUUUCCAAAGGUGGUUUUCCAGGGUCACAAGUUUGGAGCAGCGUGUGAAGAAGCCACAUUGGAGGGGCCUUCCAGAGCACCCGCAGAAGAGGUUAUGGAGCAGGUGGCUCCUGAGGAGAGGCACUUGGCCUCAGGGUUGAUCAUCUUCAAGAAGUCACCCUCAAGCGAGGAAGACCAGGAGAAUGAUGAGGGCGAGCAAGCGUGCAGCCUCAGCCCAAACCCAGCUCUACCGCAGGGAGACACGGCCGCAGAGGCAGGUGGCACAUUGGCUGCUUCUGGCCAAAACUUCAUGCAGCAUUUAGGACCUAACAAAACGCAUAGAAGUUCUGGGGGAGAAAAGCCUCAUUCGUGUAAAGAAUGUGGGAAAGCUUUUAAUCAGAACUCACAUCUCAUUCAACAUAUGCGAGUUCACAGUGGAGAGAAACCCUUUGAAUGCAAAGAAUGUGGAAAAACAUUCGGAACUAACUCAAGCCUUCGAAGGCAUCUGAGAAUUCACGCUGGAGAGAAACCCUUUGCUUGUAAUGAGUGCGGAAAGGCCUUCAUUCAGAGCUCACACCUCAUCCACCAUCAUAGAAUUCACACUGGAGAGAGACCUUACAAAUGUGAGGAAUGCGGUAAGGCCUUCAGUCAGAAUUCGGCCCUUAUUCUGCAUCAGCGGAUCCACACCGGGGAGAAACCGUAUGAGUGCAACGAAUGUGGGAAGACCUUCAGGGUCAGCUCACAGCUUAUUCAGCAUCAGCGCAUCCACACCGAAGAAAGAUACCAUGAAUGCAACGAGUGCGGCAAAGCCUUCAAGCAUAGCUCAGGCCUCAUUAGACACCAGAAGAUUCACACUGGAGAAAAACCCUAUCUCUGUAAUGAAUGUGGGAAAGGCUUUGGCCAGAGCUCUGAGCUCAUCCGGCAUCAAAGAAUUCAUACAGGAGACAAACCGUACGAAUGCAACGAAUGCGGGAAAACAUUUGGCCAGAACUCAGAGAUUAUUAGGCAUAUUAGAAUUCAUACUGGUGAGAAGCCCUACGUGUGUAAGGAAUGCGGGAAGGCCUUUAGGGGCAACUCCGAACUUCUUAGACACGAGCGAAUUCACACGGGAGAGAAACCCUACGAAUGCUUCGAGUGUGGAAAGGCUUUUAGGCGGACCUCGCACCUUAUUGUCCACCAGCGAAUUCAUACGGGAGAGAAACCUCAUCAGUGCAAUGAAUGUGCCAGAACCUUUUGGGAUAACUCUGAGCUGCUUCUCCACCAGAAAAUUCACAUUGGAGAGAAACCUUAUGAAUGUAAGGCGUGUGAGAAGACAUUCAGCCAGCAUUCCCAGCUGAUCAUACACCAGAGAAUUCACACUGGAGAGAAGCCUUACGAGUGCCAGGAAUGUCAGAAGACCUUUAGCCGGAGCUCUCACCUCCUCCGACAUCAGAGUGUUCACUGUGUGGAAUGACGUGCAGACCAGGAGAGCGGAAGUCAGACUUCUCGUUCUUAAUCUGCAGCCCAGGUUCUUAGAUCCAGUGACUGGACAGAGCCUCCUCUGCCCUUUUACUGAUUUUUAUUCAACCAGUUGGUCGAAAAGGAUGAGGCGCUUUUAUGAACCCUUCAGGACGUUUCCGUGUACUGAGCUAAGUCAUAAGAGCUCUUUCAGGCCUUCAUUCUCCUCUGUCCCUUUUUCCUUCUCUUCCUCCCCCCUCCCCUCGCGGAUCACGUAACAUUCGGGCUCUGUACCAGCCGCCCAGCCCAAACGGUUGCUGUUCAGGAAAAAUGGAGUGUGCUUGUACUACCUCCUAAGAAAGACAGAGUCGACUCCUUGACUGUUAUCCCCUGAAACACUAAAAUCAUGGCCUCGAAGAUACCCCUCGCUCUUGUCCACUAUUUAGCACUGAAAUAAUUUAUUAAGUUUUAUUAGCUGAAAAACCUGCCAGACAUGCCUUUAGGAGAUGGCAGCAUGCAUGAAGAAGCAGGAAGCUGGGGUCAUCUCACAUCUGCUAGGCUUCCCCCUCAUCUGAAGAGGGUGCCUUGAUGAAGGAAACUGACAGGUAAUUUACAGGCUGGUAAGCCAAGGCCUCCAGAAUCCAGAGGGGCUGACUAGCAAGGCUGGGGGAGAAACAAGGGGGCCUGACGACUCUGCCUGGGCAGCAGCAGCCCUUCUGGCUCUCUCCAAGCUAUUCGCCACUUCAGGGCCGCUCAGACUAACUGCUCCCAAGAACACUGCUGCGUUUGCUUUUGGCCCCAGCUCCUGCUGCUGCUGACAGAUCCUGUGUCAGGAAGUAGCAAAGAGGAUUGCGUAGCUCCAUUGUGACCAGGCACCUGCCCACAGUGAUGACUGGCCAGGACCCUGCCAUGACAAAGCACUUAAGCUCUGAUGACGUGGGCACCCCUGCCGGGGGCCCUGGCUAGUAGGCCAGGAUGCGACAGCCUCUUCUCAUUUGGCCCUGGAUCUUGGAAUUCUCUUUCUUUAACCCCUCUCCAUGAGUUUUCUGUGUUCUCCUGUGGUUUUUUUUUUUUCUUUCUUUCUUUAAGGAAACACACUGUCAAAUUUUUACUUGUCACAGUUUCUGAGGCAGUGCAGUGGGUGCUGGGUGGGGAUCGCAUUGGUGGGGAUCCAGUAAGCUUGGGGUCUGGUCUUAUAACUAGAUCUAAUGAGGCCUUCAGCUGCUGGCCCCUAAUGUUCUUAUCUGUAAAAUGAGGGCAGUUGAACUGAACAAUCUUAAGUAUCAACCAGCCCAAAUGAUUCCUUCUUUUUAAAAAAAUUUACGUAUCAGUGUUCUAUUCUUUAAUCUCUUUAUUCUGCUACUACUAAUUACUAGUAUUUAUUGAAUUUUUACCUGUGCCAGUCACAGUGCCAGACUCUUUAUGUUUUACUUUCACAUCCUCUCUAUAAUGUGGGUACUCUCUUUAAAUAAAAAAAAAAAAACUUCAUUGAGCUAUCAUUUAUACGCCCUAAAAUUCGUCUAUUUUAAGUGUUCAGUUGAAUGCUUUUUAGUUAAUUUACAGAGCCACACAGCCAUCAGGGAUGUGGGUAGUCGUCCCCAGUUUGAAAGGCGAGGGGCAGGGGAGGUGUCAAGUAACUUGCCUGCAGUCACACAGCUGGUUGGUGCCCGACCGACAGCAGCGCUCCUGACUGCUGGGCUGUGCUGGGGACAGGCGCGUGUGUUACUGCCUUAUUGGAAAUCCUUUGACGUUUUCUUUCUGUUAUGAAUUACUACCUGAAUUUGAAUAGAAUGGAUUUAAAUCAUGUCCUUCGUCACAAGUAGGUUUAUUCUGUACCCCGAUACUUGUCCCCCCAGGUUCAUGCCUAAGGGCUGUACAAAUGAAACAGUUGAUUACACAGUUUCCAAAUCCUUCUAGGUACCUCCGCCUCUAGUAGUCAGACUUUAGCAGAAGUUCUUUAACUUACCUCUUUCCGUAGAGUGAUUACAAGUUCAGUGUGCUCUCGUUCCUUUGUUCACUGUGCAAGCUCAAGUGGAAUUAUAGCCAAACAUACCUUUCUCACAUGAAACCUGAAUGUCACCUAUCGCCUGCCAAUUCCUGGGUUUGAAUGUUUUAUUUGCAUACUCAUCCCUUGCCAGCCCAUGAUGGAGAACUCAGCUUCCAGCAAGGAUGCUUCCCCUCACACAAGCAUAUCCCUGAGUCAUGUGGACUUUCCUGAAGAUGCUGGUGUAUAACAGGUGGAGAAGGGGGUUCAUAUCCUAGCAGGCAUUUUGUUCUCAGAAGUCCCUUCUUGGCCAGACAGCCACUGAAGAGUUGUCUCUUUGUCUUCCCUUCUCAGGGCUGUCACCUUGGCUCUUUUUUUUUUUUUUUUUUUUUUUCCAGAUACUCAGUCUACCCUCCUCCACCCCCCAGCUCCAUUACCUACUGAAACCCACUGCUCAGCAAAAGAAAAGGCCUUUGAGUUAACAAACCACUCAUUGGAACACUAGAAGGUAAUUUAGUGAUCAGCUUUUGUUGUGCCUGAUCAUAUUCUUAGGGGAGGGAAGUCUCACCUCACAUUCUAAGAACAAUCUUCCACCCUACACGAGUGCUUUCUCAAGAGGAGUUCUGAUGAGUGAAGUUACCCUCCACCUUGUCACAUACACAACACACACAUCCUGUAACCUCCUUCCCUGCCCUUGCCCACCUCACCCGCUAUCUCAGGAAGAUGACUUUUCCUUGUUUGCUCCUCCCCCUAAGUUUACUUGGGAGCCAGAAUCAAACCAUUUUAUAGUUAUGACUGGUAGUCAUAAUUUCGUACAAGUGGAAUUCUAUCAAGGAGAGAAAAGAGGCGAGUUUUCUUAAUUUUAGACCUGGUAAAAAUACCAGGCCUCAUAAUCUCCAAGACCUAGCAAGAUACCCAGCAAUACUCUUCAGAAUUUUUGCAGCUAUGUUCAUGUACAUUUUCAUCCUCCCUAGUUAAACGGUUUUAUUGGUGUACUAACACUUCAGGUAAAUAAAUAAAGAUUUCUUUGUAAUUUUA
Messenger RNA from Phacochoerus africanus (Common warthog), 5570 nucleotides. It is a transcript of the gene ZFP3, whose product is annotated as ZFP3 zinc finger protein. The record is from RefSeq and is a predicted model, not a curated record. The coding region runs from base 912 to 2564 and encodes 550 amino acids. Gene Ontology annotation, cellular component: nucleus. The transcript is spliced from 2 exons. Gene Ontology annotation, molecular function: DNA-binding transcription activator activity, RNA polymerase II-specific; RNA polymerase II cis-regulatory region sequence-specific DNA binding. Lineage: Eukaryota; Metazoa; Chordata; Mammalia; Artiodactyla; Suidae. Gene Ontology annotation, biological process: regulation of transcription by RNA polymerase II.